This is a messenger RNA of Dermacentor silvarum, 831 nucleotides long. RefSeq names its product endochitinase. Lineage: Eukaryota; Metazoa; Arthropoda; Arachnida; Ixodida; Ixodidae. Gene Ontology annotation, biological process: carbohydrate metabolic process; chitin catabolic process. The record is from RefSeq and is a predicted model, not a curated record. Bases 1 to 831 code for a protein of 276 amino acids. Gene Ontology annotation, molecular function: chitin binding; chitinase activity. The transcript is spliced from 7 exons. Gene Ontology annotation, cellular component: extracellular region.
AUGUUUCCUGGAGUGGUUCACCGAGACCACAACGGGACUGACAAGAUCAACGUCGUCAGACUCUUGGAGGAAUUAUACACUGCAUUCAAAGGGCACAAGCUUCUGCUUACAGCUGCCGUUCCAAUUGACCAGCACAUACUGGAUGAAGGAUACGACACACCGGCAAUCGACAGAUACCUUGACUGGUUGAAAGUCAUAGGUUACGGCCUUAGAGGAUACAGGAACGGCAGAGCUGACAUUCAUAGUCCUCUCCACCCCAGAACCUUCGACCAAGCCGAUGUCCUGCAGCUCAAUCUGGAACAGGGUCUUGAGGCGCUGCUGGACCGCGGAGCCUCGAAACGGAAGUUGGUAGUAGGCGUGGCCUUCUUCGGGCGUGUGUACAGGCUCGCGUUCCCAGAGAACACCACCCUGCACGCGCCUAUCUACCUCUUCAACAGGCCGGAAAAGGGUGCCUUCCUCAAGAGCAACACGACAUACGCCUACUUCGAGAUUUGCAUGAAAUUAAGGUCCGGCAGAUGGAACCGCAGCUUCGACGCACAAGGAAUGUGUCCGUAUGCAAGUAACGGCCGGGACUGGGUGGGAUACGAAGACGCAGAAAGCAUCUCCAAGAAGGUUGAAUUUGUCAGAAAGGAAGGCUACGCCGGCAUAAUGGUAUCACGUUGUGACAUGGACGAUUUUCGUGGAGUAUGCGGAACGCCUAAUAUACUGCUGCAAACAAUCAAUGAUGCCAUACCCAGGCUGACGAACGUUAUCUUGAGCGGCGGCCAGGGCUUGCGCUUUGGCGGCAUCUUCGGCCAUCUGGACGACCAGGAGUUCGAGAUCCGGGUCUGA